Molecule: messenger RNA, 1692 nt
Organism: Olea europaea var. sylvestris
Lineage: Eukaryota; Viridiplantae; Streptophyta; Magnoliopsida; Lamiales; Oleaceae
Product: ethylene-responsive transcription factor RAP2-13-like
Exons: 2
Coding region: 415-1392 (325 amino acids)
Biological process (GO): regulation of DNA-templated transcription
Molecular function (GO): DNA-binding transcription factor activity; DNA binding
Source: RefSeq, a predicted model, not a curated record
GAGAAGACGAAGCCCAGGCCUUUUAUAUGCACAUCUGUAGCGUUGCUGCCAUUUUCAAGAGUGAAGAAAGAGCACUUAAAAAUCGGAACUUUUUUUUGUGUGGAUUAGCAUUUUUCAUCUCAUUUUCUUUGAUUUCCCCCUUUUUCUUAACACCCUUUUCUUGGAUCCCAUUUUGUAAUUAUCUCUCUUUCAAAUUUUGAUCAAUUUUUUCAGGGUUCGUUCUUGUUGAAAAAAAUCACAUCACAAACGAAGAAACUAAUUUUAGAAAGACCGGCGUGUUCUUGAAAGCCAGGUGGUUCAGAAUAGAGAUCAGGAUAAGCUUAAUUUCUCUGUUCUUUUGUUAUUACAGUAAAAAGGAAGCUUGUUGUUUUUCCGAUCUGUUUCAUUUUUCUUGUAUAAAUUUGAGAAAAUAUCAUGGCAGCGGCUACAGAUACAUUCAAUUCUAGUGGCAGUCAUAUUUUCUCAUCAGAUCUGUUAAAUGAGGAGUUUAUUCAAGUACUUGAUCCUUUUAUGAAAGGUGCUUCACCAAAUCCCUCAAGUUCUUCUAAUUUUUACCCUUUUGGAUCUUCUAGUUCUUCAAUCUGUUCUGAAUCGAAUUUGAAUCCUGAUUUUGGCCAAAUCCCGUUGAAACCCCAGAUGUUUUCUCCAGUUUUUUCGAGUUUUAACCAAAUGGAUGAUCUUAAUCACCUCACACCAUCACAGUUUAUGCAAUUCCAGGCUCAAUUCCAAUUCAAACAGCAGCAAUUGAUGCCUCAGGGCAACUCGUUUACGCGGUUUCUUAGCCCAAAACCUGUCCCAAUGAAGAAAGCUGUGAUUCCCGUGAAGGCUGCGAAGCUUUACCGGGGAGUAAGACAGAGGCACUGGGGCAAAUGGGUAGCUGAAAUUAGACUUCCAAGGAAUAGAACCAGGCUUUGGCUUGGAACUUUUGACACGUCUGAACAGGCGGCCUUGGCUUAUGAUAAGGCUGCAUAUAAACUGAGAGGAGAGUUUGCAAGACUCAAUUUUCCUAAUCUUAGGCAUCAAUUAUGCGGGUUCAAGUCGCUGCAGUCCUCCAUUGAUGCAAAACUACAAGCCAUAUGUGAAAAUUUGGCUAAUUCACCGAAACAGGGGAAGAGUUCAGGGAAGGCCCGUUCUGUUUCGAAUCGAAAGAGUAAAGUUUUAAACCAAACAGGCGACGAGAAGACCAAAAAUGUUAUGAACGAUUCAUUGAAUGGAGGAUUUGGUGUUGACCGUAUCCAGGUCGACGCCUCCUCAUCAUUGUCGUCCCCAUUGGAUGAAGGGUCGGCAUCACCUGAAUCCGAUAUCACCUUUCUGGAUUUCUUGGAGCCAUCAUUCGAUAACUUUGUGUUGCAGAAGCACCCUUCAGUGGAGAUAGACUGGGCAGCUUUAUAACAUAGUACUUAUGUUUUCGUUAUUUUCUUUAGUUUGCUUGGUUUUUAUGUGAAAUUUGGUUUUAGUUUGGUGUCAAUUGAGGCCUUUGCAAUGAAGUUUUUGACAUUUGCAAAGGCCCUUAAGGUUGUGGAAUGGUUUAUGUUGUUAUGUAUAAUCUAAAAUCUCUUCAUCUUGAUCAACUGGUGCUUUUUAUUUCCAGCUUGAUGAUGGGAGAUAUUGUGCAUUUCUUGAAUGUAAUUACAGUCUAUGAAUGUAUUUCAGUUUCUCUGUGUAUAAUAAAACAUGGUGUGUUUUGUACUA